Esox lucius (northern pike) is the source of this 4508-nucleotide messenger RNA. RefSeq lists its product as uncharacterized. NCBI's taxonomy places the organism in Eukaryota, Metazoa, Chordata, Actinopteri, Esociformes, Esocidae. The coding region runs from base 23 to 2542 and encodes 839 amino acids. The record is from RefSeq and is a predicted model, not a curated record. The transcript has 6 exons.
UGCUGGAGAGUUGUGUAAUGCCAUGAAGGAGAAAUAUCCUCAGAUAGGAACGGCAGUUGAAAUCCACAGUGAGUCUCUUGAUAGGGAAGGGUCUGCUGGGACAGUGGACAGGGAGUCAUCUAAGGAUCUGGAGUUGAAGGCUAAAGAGCUGUGGUGCACCCUGGAGGAUGACGAGGGGAGGGGAGGAGGAGUGGUACGAGGGGAGUUUGACUGUCAUCGCUACCAGCAGGGCGACCUGCACCUGUGGCCAUCAGAGAAUGACCAGUGGGCCUCCCCGGAGAGCAGAAAUCAGGAAGCAGAACUUGGUUCAGAAUUCUUUUCAGGUUUUGGAAAAGCCUGGGAGGAGAGGGAACAGCUAAUUGUGGGGCGGGAAUUCUGGGAGGCUGAGGAGAAUGAUGAACUGGCUGGGAGCGAGCCUCAUCCAGCCAUCCUCCAAGAAAGCAAAGAUACUUGUAAUGAUGAAACACAGGGACAGGCAGCCUACCUGGACAUCGAAGAUGAGUCCUCCCAGAAACAGGCUCUUGCCAUUAACAUUCAUGGCCAACAAGUUUCUCAGACAAUAGAUGUGCAGCAAGAGGAAAAUAUUGAAAAUCCAGACAGCUUUGACAAUGAAGAUGAGCACCAUCUUGAAAGUGAUCAACAAGUGGUUGAGCUUGAAAACCUAGAAGUUCCAGAGCAAGAGACCUUUGUAAGAGGAAUGGAGACGUUCACAUUACUAAGUGUGAUGGGCGGAGACAGUGAAAUUCAAACUGUAUCUUUACUAGAAAACUUGGAAGGAGACAUUGCUGAAGAAGAGGUGAAUCAGAACUUCAACAGAUUGAAACAUCUCAGUGAAGUCCAAAUGGAAGAAGGGGCAACGAUAGGAAAUAAUCUAGAGAAAGAACAGCACUUGGAAGGAGACAAACAUGUUGCUCCCACAGUAAAGAGUAUUCAUUUGGGUGUAUCUAUCUGCAUCACUGGAACACCUCAGGCGGAGAUGUCAAGAUUGGAAGAAACUGAGCCAAGCUUACCAAUCGAAGAAGCUGACGUUACUUGCCAGCUUGUUGGGGAAGGAAGAGGAGAGAUAGUAUAUAUUGUAAAUACAUCCAAGGAUUUGAGCGGUGUACCCCUUCUUUCAGAACCUGUGUCUUGUCCCAAUGAUUUGGAAGAGGCAGCCUCAUGCGUGGACCUGUCCGGUCCACGUGUAGAAAACUUUCAGUUCAGUUCUGUAGACUUUCCUAGCCCUCCUCCUAGCAUAGACCUUGACAUGCAAGAAGAUAGGCUGCACGGUUUGGAUGAUUCUUUUCCUAGUCCCCCGCCUUCUGUUGUGGAAUUAGAGGAUGAUAGCAGUUUAAUAAACCUUUAUGAUUUAAAGUCUGAUUUCCUUCCCGGUGCUGAAAGCAACCCACCAAUGCCCCCUACUCCUCAAACUGAUAUUCCAGAGCCGCCCCCAUUACCACCUACCACAACCCACAGUAGAGGGAUCUCUGCAAACCUUACCCUUUCACCAAUGCGUCCAACCCUUCCAGUAUUCUUAGAUGAAAUCCAGAGCCAGAGCUUCCUCAUGUCCAACAUUGUGUCAGAGGAUGACAGAAAUAACCUGUCCCAGAAAAGCACCACCACCCUGCCGUCAUUCCCCCAUAGUCCCCUCAACUCUAUCCCAGAGCUGUUGAUCUCUGAGUGGAAGGAUUUGGACGAGGAGCCCCUCGAGGAUUUUGAGAAACUGGAGCAACUAUGCUGCAUAUCCGGAGAUGAGGAAGAAACCCUGAGUGACCUCUUCCUAGGGAAUCUGGAGCUGCUGGAGUCUUUAAAGAAGACACCUGAGCAGAAAGCUAAGGGUUCUGGGGAGAAUGAUAAAGGGGAUAAGAUAUGUGGGAGCACCACCCCUGAGGUGAAGAGGAGGGUGGAACUGAAACAGGAGGCUGACAGAAUCUCAGAGAGCCCUGACUGGCUGACCAGGUCGACUCCAUUGGCGGUACACAAUGACCCAACUGGGUCCAGACUUUCACCUCAGGAGGAGAGACAUGAACUGCAGGGCCAGUCAUCUCUUUCACCCGGUCAUUCUCCUAUCUCCAAAGACCAGAGGUCGCUUUCCAAGUUGCCCACGAAGAAUGGAUUAAUGAUGCAGGUCUGUGAGGAGAGACUCCAGUUCUCACUCAGUGAGAAUGUUAAAACAAAUGUAUUUCGGGGGGCGACAGUGAGUGAUAGCGUCAUUCUCCGCCCAUGGGGGGACCAGCACUUAGAUGGCAGUGGAGACACCAUCAGUGUAAAAGAUGUUGGAAGCAAAGAGAUGCCUGACCCCAAACCCAGUUCAGAACAGAGUCAGUCCGACGCAACUGACAGUGAACUACAUACUAUGAUCGAGCAGCCAGAAGUUACACCCCCUCAGCUUUUGGCCAACCAAGCAAUGAAAGCCAAACUGGCUCGCCUUUCCCUUUCCCUCUCCCUCCCUCCCUUGCCUCUUGCUCUACCUCUCUUCUCCAGUCCCAAGGGGUGGGUUUGGGGAGGGAGGGCUACACAGAGACAGGAGUGGGAGACGAAGGGGUGCGUCCACAGGAAGUGACCCUGAAGAAGAUGAGGAAGAAGAGCAGGAAGAUGAAGGCUCCCGGAGGGUUAUUGUUGUCACGGAAACAGACGUUGAUAAAAGGGUGGGGCUUAGGAGUCUUCUGAAGUCGCCAAGGGAGCCAGUUGACAAAGAAAAAGACAGGGGAAGAAACGUGUCCUUUUUUGAUGAUGUCACUGUUUAUCUCUUUGAUCAGGAAACUCCCAACCAGUGAGCUAAUUAGUUCCACCCCAACCAGUCCAGCUCCGGCUUCUGGCAAGAGCACUAAAUUUGAUUUACAUGGAGCAAACAGCAAAGGCAAAGACUCAAAAAGAAAAGGGGACUUGUCAAUCAAACCGCGGUCGGCCAUGGGGGCCAACCCAGUGACAUCGUCGCGUUUUACAGUCAGCCCAGCCGAUGACCCCCAUUUGGUGUGAGGCAGGGUUCUGGAAUCCUCCAAGGUUGUUCCAUAACCCCUGGAACAGGUACCCUCUGAGAUGGCCAGUGGAUUCCCAGCCCAACCAUAACCAUUCUCGGAGGCUAUUUUUUUAUCAAUCAUGCAAUUGAAAGAAGACUCCCAUUCUAGAAGCUGGACACAUUCCAGGUUUUACCAGCUACCGGUUCUUGUAUGUAAAAGGUUGUCAAUACAGUAACUCCCCCCUUUGCCACUGUAUUUUAGGAUUGAUUCAUAGACAUUGGCUGGAAGUGGUUUAUGGCAAAGGAAGUUUGUCCGAGGCCAAGAAGAUUGUGGAGCUUUGUAAAAUCUGAAAGGGAUUUGACGGCUAUGCAAUGGAGUCAUUGUGUACAGCUCACCUUUGUUUCUGUUGUCUUUUCCCUUUGUGUAUUACGGGAUGCACUUUCUUGGUUGUCUGUCUGUGUGUGAAAGCUUGGAUUGAAAUAUUUUCACUUUGUAAAAACGAUUGUCAUUGCAGUCAGUCAUGCUUCUGGGAAAGGUUGUGCAGUGAUGUGGUAAAAUAAAUAGGUGGGUAAACCCUGAUCACCCGGUCACAGUGAAAAAAGUAAUGCUCUCCAAACUUUCAAUGGAUUUUUCUGCAAAAGUAAACUGCAAACACUGUAUUUACUUGUGUCUACCCACCACUACACCACUGAAAUUGGGCCCAGAAAACAAGCUUAACUCCUGUGUUUGAGUGCUCAUUCAACAUGUCUACUGAGAUAGAAAUUCAAGUGUAAACAAUAUCAUUUUAGAGCUGCUUAAUUUAGAUGUAUUCUUAGACUGCACGAAAAUACGAUAACACCCUAUGUUAAUUUAUAGUGGGUACGAGUCUCUUUAGCUAACAUUGCACUCUCUCCUCAUACACCAUGUCAUAUGGAGUACCUGGAGUGGAAUGCCAGCUAGAUACUGGUACCCAGAGUAGUUUCUUUAUGCAUUUUCUUCUGAAAUACUGUCUUGCUAUAAUUUAUUGGAUUGCGUUUAUUUUUUAUUUUUUAUCCAUUCUGUGUAAAUAUUGUUUAUUUAUUUUGUUGCAACGGAUUUAUCUCUCAGAAUUGUUUGGGACAUAAUGUAUCUAAAUAAUACCUUCUAAAUUAAUAAUUCUUCAUAACAAAUAAAGUAAGAUAUUUUCCCAAACCUCGUAAUUAAAAAAAUAUAAUAUUUUGUAUAAUUUAAUUUCUUUAUAACUGCCACUCUGUACCUAAUGUAUGUCCUCUAACGUAUCUAUAACAAGUUUUAUUAUUUUUAUAUGAUUGCAUUUAUAGCCAUUAUCUUACUUUGUUUGACAACAAUUAAUGUAGCUUAGCAUGGUAAAAUGGAAGCCUCUCAUUGGUAAAUAUCUACAUAAAUUGAUGUAUCAGUUUAUUUACAUUCAUUUUGUACUAAUAACAUAAUGACCCAUCAUCCACUCAAGCUCCAAACAGUCCCACUUUAUUUUGUCUGUUUUAACGUUGGUUAAAAACCUGUAUUGUUUAAAUAAUGGGUUUCAUGGGAUACUGUAUAAAACCAGGGGAAAUAAAAACAACAUAAAAACUG